Myotis lucifugus (little brown bat) is the source of this 894-nucleotide messenger RNA. RefSeq names its product TP53RK binding protein (gene TPRKB). Gene Ontology annotation, cellular component: cytosol; EKC/KEOPS complex; nucleus. The record is from RefSeq and is a predicted model, not a curated record. Gene Ontology annotation, biological process: tRNA threonylcarbamoyladenosine modification; telomere maintenance via recombination. NCBI's taxonomy places the organism in Eukaryota, Metazoa, Chordata, Mammalia, Chiroptera, Vespertilionidae. The coding region runs from base 326 to 853 and encodes 175 amino acids. The transcript is spliced from 5 exons.
GAGGCGGGCUGGGGUGGGCGAGCGGGAGGGCCGGUGCUGGGCCGCUGGGACCCGGGACCUUUGAGGCGACGCCUGGCGUUCCCCGCCCCCUCGUUUAUGAAGCGCCUCCCGAAGCCGGGCCCUGGGAUGCGGCCCGGAAGUGACGGACUCGGGCCCCCUUCAGGGAGCGCACAGCCCGGGAUACGAGACGCUCCCGCUCACUGCCGAGUGUGACGAGGGCGGAGAAGGAGCCCGUGUAAUAGAGUCCAGCUCGGGGUCGCUGCUAAAUGGACUCCUGACAGCGGGCUGGAGGGAGGAAGGAACUGGAAUCCUGCUUAUCUAUGAAAUGCAGUUAACACAUCAGCUGGACCUAUUUCCGGAAUGCAGGGUGACCCUUCUGUUAUUUAAAGAUGUAAAAAAUGCUGGAGACUUGAGAAAAAAGGCCAUGGAAGGUGCUAUUGAUAGUUCAUUGAUAAACCCUACAGUGAUUGUCGAUCCAUUUCAGAUACUUGUGGCAGCAAACAAAGCAGUUCAUCUCUACAAACUAGGAAAAAUGAAGACAAGAACUCUAUCUACUGAAAUUAUUUUCAACCUGUCCCCAAAUAACAAUAUUUCAGAGGCUUUGAAAAAAUUCGGUAUCUCAGCAAAUGACACUUCAGUUCUAAUUGUUUACAUUGAAGAUGGAGAAAAACAAAUAGAUAAAGAAGACCUAAUAGCUAAGGUAGAAGGUCAGCAAGUUUCCCUGAAAAAUCUUCCUGAAAUAACAAAUAUUACAGAAGUUAAAAAGAUAUAUAAACUAUCUUCACAAGAAGAAAGGAUUGGGACAUUAUUGGAUGCUGUCAUUUGUAGAAUGUCAACAAAAGAUGUUUUGUGAAAUGUCAGAAACAUUAAAAAUGUUCAGCAUUUAUAAAAAAA